AUGUCUCACCCUGUCUGGCAGGUCCUCCGGGGAGCUGCCGGACGGACCUCCGCUGCCCGGAUAAUACUGGGAAAGCCGCCGGUCUCGGCAUCCACAACACCGGCUCGGCUCGUCCGAGCCCGGUGUCCCGCCUCGGCCGCGUCCGCGUCCGGGUUUCACACCACACCGGCCGGUCUAUCGGCCAAAAACAAAACCGCCGACGAAGAGCUUGCCUCGGUCGCGGGCUCGUACGCCCGCACCGACGACACCAUCACCGUCGAGUACCCUCCCGACGAGCAGCUUCCCGCCUCGAAGCCGGUGGCCGGGGCCGGGCGGGCCGGCGCGCACGUCUUCCCCACGCUGGCCACCUUCUCGCUGCAGGGGAAGGUCGGUGUCGUGACCGGUGGAGCGAGGGGGUUGGGGUUGGUGAUGGGGCAGGGAAUGGUCAUCAGCGGCGCUGAUCUGGCCAUUGUGGAUAUCAACAAAGACGAAGCCGCCCGCCAAGCGCAGAACAUCGUCGAGACCUUUCGCAAAGAACACCCCGAAGCGAAAAAGCUCCCCAAGGUGACAGCCCACUACGCCGACGUCUCAGACCCGGCCUCGGUCGAGGCAUGCAUCGCCGAGAUCGUGGCCGCCCACGGCAAGAUCGACAACCUGGUGACCUCGGCCGGCUUCACCGAGAACUUUGAGGCCGUCGCCUACCCGAUCGACCGCAUGCGCAAGCUGUGGGGGGUCAACGUCGACGGCACGUACCUGUUUGCGACGGCCGUGGCGCGGCAUCUGGUCCCCUACAACGCAGCCAAGGCCGCCGUGAGACACCUCUGCGCCUCGCUCAGCGUCGAGUGGGCCGAAGCAGGCAUCCGGGUCAACUGCAUCUCGCCGGGCUACAUGAUGACCGCGCUGACCAAGAAGAUCCUCGAUGACAAGCCGGACCUCAAGAAGCGGUGGACCUCGCUCAUCCCGCAGGGCCGCAUGGGCUCGCCCGAGGACCUCAUGGGCCCCGUGACCUUCCUGCUCUCGGACGCGUCGAGCUACGUGACGGGGGCGGAUUUGCGCGUGGACGGCGGGUACACCGUCACAUAG
Thermothielavioides terrestris NRRL 8126 is the source of this 1062-nucleotide messenger RNA. RefSeq lists its product as uncharacterized. Bases 1 to 1062 code for a protein of 353 amino acids. NCBI's taxonomy places the organism in Eukaryota, Fungi, Ascomycota, Sordariomycetes, Sordariales, Chaetomiaceae. The transcript has 7 exons. Gene Ontology annotation, molecular function: oxidoreductase activity, acting on NAD(P)H, oxygen as acceptor. Gene Ontology annotation, cellular component: intracellular anatomical structure. The record is from RefSeq and is a predicted model, not a curated record.